AUGACACAAGGUGUAAGAAGGAAAAGGUCCCUCCAGAAUGUCACUGAGUCGCCAUGUGUCGUCCAUAAAGAGUGUGUGAUUUCUCGCUUCUUCUUCUCUCGCCUUUUCAGUCACACGCCAUCGUCCUAUUAUCUACGCUUUGAAAGAAGGCUCGCUUCGUUUGAGGCGUGGCCGACGCAAAUGUAUCAGACUGCUGAAGAGAUGGCUCAUGCGGGCUUUGUCUACACUCAGGGUGCCAAUGGUGUGUGCUGUUUCCAAUGUGGUGUGCGGCUGAGACAAUGGGCGUCCCACGACGAUCCUUGGGUGGCACAUCACAAGUGGUCCCCACACUGCGACUACCUCAAGCUUACCGGUCUGGUGAAACACAAGAAGAAGCUACAACUACACUAUCUCUGCGAGGAGAAUGUGAAUCAGAAGAACACGAAUGGCGUAGCAUGA
Molecule: messenger RNA, 438 nt
Organism: Haliotis rufescens (red abalone)
Lineage: Eukaryota; Metazoa; Mollusca; Gastropoda; Lepetellida; Haliotidae
Product: baculoviral IAP repeat-containing protein 3-like
Exons: 1
Coding region: 1-438 (145 amino acids)
Biological process (GO): regulation of cell cycle
Cellular component (GO): cytoplasm; nucleus; spindle microtubule
Source: RefSeq, a predicted model, not a curated record